ACUAGUUGCAGGCCUUCUUGUUCAGCAUUCUAUAGUGGAACAGAAUGGAUAGGGUGAAUGUAUACUAAAAAAAAGGAUUUUCUGGCUGUCUCACACUAGAGAGGCUGAGAAACCCUGAGUUCAUGAGACUGGGUAGCUCAGCAGUUCCCAUCUGACUGUAAAGACCUAAAAAAUCUCCAAGGAGCUGCCCGUACAGUCUUCGUUAGAAUGCCAUGGAACCUGAUUCUAUCAGCAGAGGAACACAGCAGUGGCAGCAACCAGAGCUGAAUUUGCCAACAAACAUGAAAGCAAGCCAUAGUCUUCAACCCUGAACCUUGCUGAGCUAUGGGUGGCACCAAGGACUCUCCUUCCCUCUCCUCAGAUGUGGAGCAGCCUGUACAACACAGACCCCAGGGUUUCUCCGACAGUUUCCCAGAGGCUGAGAAUCCAGAGACUCAGAGGCUGCAGAGUCUGUCUGACAUCACUGGGGAAGUGGAGACCAGAGCUGAGGCUGACAAGAUCCUAGCCCAGGCCGAGAAGACCCUAAGACAGGCUAGGACGAUCCUAACCCAAAGUCAGUUAACCCAAGUCCAGUCCCAGAUGAUCAGAGUCCAGAUUGAGGAGAAGCUAGCCCAGGCUGAGGAGAAGCUAGCCCAGGCUGAGGAGAAGCUAGCCCAGGCCGAGGAGAAGCUAGCCCAGGCCGAGGAGAAGCUAGCCCAGGCUGAGGAGAUCCCAGACCAGACAGAAGAGGAACAAGAUGACUGUGACAACCAGAAGAGCCAAGAUGAAGUUGGAAUCCUAAAACAGAUUUGGCGCAAAAUCAAGGAUUUAAUAAAUAAGCUAAAGAAAUUCUUUAGACGCCGUGGUUAAGUUUGUUCUGCCAAAAAGCAGUUGAAGGAAAAUUUUCAUGCCUUUGUCAUUUCUGCCAAGUCAGCCACUACACUCUGCCUUAUGAGAAUUCCCGAAACCUUACUCAACUGAAGAACAUCCAAGCAGGCGUAGGUAACAGGGCCAACCUGCCCUCUCCUCACAUCUUGCACAGAAUGUCCUCAAGACCACUUCUACUUUGUCUACUUUGACCCUCAGGCCCCUGUGUCACCUGUUCCCUGGAUGUCAGUUCUGUUCCUCUUGUCCCGUGUUCCUUAAUAAAAGUUGCUUUAACGGAA
Myodes glareolus (Bank vole) is the source of this 1145-nucleotide messenger RNA. RefSeq lists its product as uncharacterized. NCBI's taxonomy places the organism in Eukaryota, Metazoa, Chordata, Mammalia, Rodentia, Cricetidae. The record is from RefSeq and is a predicted model, not a curated record.